Molecule: messenger RNA, 783 nt
Organism: Scomber japonicus (chub mackerel)
Lineage: Eukaryota; Metazoa; Chordata; Actinopteri; Scombriformes; Scombridae
Exons: 4
Coding region: 1-783 (260 amino acids)
Biological process (GO): positive regulation of ERK1 and ERK2 cascade; T cell activation; interleukin-15-mediated signaling pathway
Cellular component (GO): external side of plasma membrane; membrane raft
Molecular function (GO): protein tyrosine kinase binding; MHC class II protein binding
Source: RefSeq, a predicted model, not a curated record
AUGGCUCUGAUGGCAUUCAUCCUCAUUUUGGUGCUUCAGUUUGAAGGCAUCAGUGGACAACGCAUCACUCUCUUCAAAAGACCUGGAGACGAUGUCACUCUGCCCAGCGAUGGUGCAUCAGCCUCUGACAGUGCUUGCUCCACCGUUACCACCUGGCUUUACAACAGAGAUAGGUCUCGGGCAUCUAUUGCCGUUAUCAGUCCAAAUGUUAGGAUACAGUCAGUCCGAGCUGCCAGGUUCAGACUGGACACUAACUGCUCUCUGCACAUCAACAACAUCACUGAUGAGGAUGCUGGUCGCUACACCCGUCGACAGGCCAAUAAAGUGGACAUUAAUGUGAAUCUAAAUAUUUUGACAAUCACACCAUCUCCACCAGAUGCUGAUCCGCAGGGAGAUGGAAAUAUCACAUUAAGGUGUACUCUGCUGUCAUUCAGUGAGUGUCGAUCAAACAGCAUCCGUUGGGUGGAUGAGACAAGCUCUGUGCUGCGUGGUAAAGGUGUCGGAUACAAAGUCACCACACAGAAAGACUGUGCCUCUGUUCUGACUGUGACGCGUCAGAGUGGUCCCAACAGAAAAUACACCUGCCAGCGGAUUGAUGAGAUGAACAAUGUCCAGAUAGAGGAUCACUACACGCCUGUUUUCAAAGAUCCGCCUUACGACGUGAAAGCUGUGGUGGUGGUGGUGCUGCUGGUGGUGGUGGUGGUGGUGGCAGUGGUCGUCGUCAUCAUUACUGCUGUUUUCAUCAAAUUCAGAAAGAGAGACACAACAACAGAGGGUCAGUAA